This is a messenger RNA of Schistocerca piceifrons (Central American locust), 2205 nucleotides long. RefSeq names its product Down syndrome cell adhesion molecule-like. Bases 1 to 2205 code for a protein of 734 amino acids. The record is from RefSeq and is a predicted model, not a curated record. Gene Ontology annotation, biological process: dendrite self-avoidance; homophilic cell-cell adhesion; axon guidance. The transcript has 11 exons. Gene Ontology annotation, molecular function: cell-cell adhesion mediator activity. Lineage: Eukaryota; Metazoa; Arthropoda; Insecta; Orthoptera; Acrididae. Gene Ontology annotation, cellular component: plasma membrane; axon.
AUGCUUCGCAAACUGGAAUCGAACGACAGCAAAGUGGUAACACUAGCUCUCAGGUGGUACCGCGGGGCGGGUAACGCGCUGUCCGGCCCGCCGGCAGAGCUGCAGCUGGGGGACAGGGUGCGACAGGUGGGCGGCAACCUCUACUUCCGGUACGCCCUGCUGGAGGACUCUGGCCGCUACACCUGCCUCGUCAACAACAGCGUCGGCGCCGAGCGCGUCGUCACAGACCUACUCGUCACAGCGCCGCUGUCGGCGUACAUGAGCCCGCAGCUGCAGACGGUGGACGCUGGCCAGGCGGCCAGCCUCAACUGCACCACGGAGGGCCACCCCCAGCUGGCCGUCUCCUGGCUCAAGGACGGCCGACCGCUCGCCACGUCACCGCGCGUCCAGCUGCUCGGCCGACAGGCGCUGAGGAUCCAGUACGUCGAGAGGGAGGAUGCAGGCAUGUAUCAGUGCUUCGUGUCCAACAAUGAAGAGAGCGCUCAGGGUACGGCACAGAUCAACCUCGGAGGCGCGGCGCCGGUGCUGGUGCGCACGUUCAGCGGCGCGACGGUGUCUGCGGGCGCGGCGUGGACCGCGCAGUGCGAGGCGGCGGGCUGGCCGGCGCCGGCCGUGCAGUGGCAGGUGGACGGCGCGCCGCUGCCCGCGGGGGACCCGCGCGUCUCGGCGCCGGCGCCCGCGCCCUCCGCCGCGCAGCCGCGGCCGUCGCUGCUGUCGGAGCUGCGCGUGGCGCGCGUGCGCCCCGACGACGCGGGGGAGUACGCGUGCGUGGCGGCCAACGCGGCCGGCUCGGCGCGCCACGCCGCGCACCUGCGCGUGCUCGGCCCGCCGCACGUGAAGCCCAUGCGCGACCGCGUCGUCGCCGCCGGCAGCGAUGCCGUCUUCGUCUGCCGCGUCGCCGGCUUCCCCAUCAGCGAGAUACGCUGGCUCAAGGACGGAAAGGCUUUACCUGAAAACCAUAGACAUCUUGUGUUUCCAAAUGGCACAUUAGUAAUAAGAAAUAUACACAAGAGUGAUAAUGCUGGAUAUGUGUGUGUGGCUUCCAAUCCUGAUGGCCAAACUUCGAGGAGCAAGCUGAAUGUCCAGGUCAUGGAGGCUCCAGCCAUUGAUCCUAUACCCACGAAAUCUGAUCUUCAAGAGGGUAUGCGCAUACAUCUGAACUGUGUAGUUACCAAAGGGGAUUUUCCAAUUACAUUUCGCUGGCUAAAAGAUGGAUCAGAGAUACCUCCAGCACUAGCUGUGACUGAGAAGAGUCUCGAUGAUUACUCAAGAGCAUUAACAUUCAACAGCCUAUCUGUGCUUCAUUCAGGAAAUUAUACAUGCCAAGCCUCAAAUGCUGUUGCAACAACCAACCACACAACACUGCUGGUAGUAAAUGUACCCCCAUCAUGGAAAGUAGAACCCAAAGAUUCAGAAUCUCUGAUGGGUCAGAAUUUAUUAGUUUCUUGUGCAGCUGAGGGCUCCCCUAAACCUACCAUUAGAUGGACAAGAGAAUCUGGAAUGCCACCAUCAACAUAUGAAGAUCUCAGCCAUACUAUGAACAAUUACAGAAUUCUGGAAAAUGGAAGUCUCUGGAUUCAAAACAUCCAUCCCGAGAACAAAGGAUACUACUCCUGUCAGGCCACUAAUGGAAUAGGAAUGGGCUUAAAUAAAAUUAUUUACAUCACUGUUCAUGUGCCUGCCACAUUUUCCUCUCCGGUGCAGAAUGUGACAGUGGUUAAAGCUGGUGUUGCCACAUUGGAUUGUGUUGCAAAGGGAGACAAACCAAUUUCUAUUAACUGGUUUUUACAAGGACAGCCAUUUGAUCCAGCACAACACCCUAGAGCAGAAGUAAGUGAAGAGAGUCUGGAAUUCGGAGUCCAUUCAAGGCUCCUAAUAAAGAAUGUCAACAGAGAUGAUUCCUCCUCUUUCAUAUGUCAAGCUACAAACCACUUUGGAAGUGACCGUUCUGACUUCCAUCUCAUAGUCCAGGAAACUCCAGGGCCUCCCACUAACAUGCAUGUGACUGGUCACACGAGCAGAUCUGUUAACCUCACGUGGGACCAUUCAUAUGAUGGAAACAGCCCUGUAUCUGUAUACAUUAUACAGUAUAAAAGCACAAUGGACUCUGGGAAGGUUCUUGAUGUUCAGGUUGAAACUGAAGUCAUUUGUGAUGUUUUAGGCCUUCCAGAAAAAGAGAUGGUCGAUUGUGUCAAUGGAGAUUAA